GUGGAAGCAGUCAUGCAGCCCAAGGUACAUUCACAAUGCUGUCAGGAGCAUCUUUCAGCUUGGCUCUGCAAGACAAAUCAUCAAUGGCCUUUAAAAGUCUAGCCUUUGACAUCCAGCAAAUGGUAGAUGACAUCUUUCAAUCAAGUGAAGUUCAAAAUGAGUAUAAGAGAUGUGAGGUUUUGCAGUUCAGAAAUGGCAGUAUUAUUGUGGUAUUCAGCCUCUUCUUUGUACAAUGGUUAUCUGAUGUAAAGAUAAAAAAUGAACUGGCUUUGGGCAUUGAAGGAAAUAAAAGUGUCCAUUUGCAGACUUUCUUCAUUGAUGUGAGCAGCAUACAAGCAAAGCCACUGGCACCUUGCUUCAUAAAACAUCCAAAAUCUGGGUGCAUUGUACUCUUCUACAGAGCAUUAGCAAUAGUUAAUGACUGGAUCUUCAAUUUCACUUUGAUUUGCUUCGGGGCUACUUCUCCUUUCUCUGAGUUAGAAGUCUCUGAUGUUCCAUUUUCUGAUUCAAAAGUCUUAGUCGAGCUGCUUGAUGAAUCCCCUGUACCAACCAGACUGAAUGAAAAUGACAUCCCUACCCUAACUGGGUUAGCAGGUUUGGGAACAUACACUACCAGCACUCCUCUGGCAACUGUAGUGAAAUGUUUACCUUCUGAUGAUCUUUGCAAUGAUGGUGUAAGCUGCAUUAAAAAAGACAAAUUUUGUGAUGGAAUUCCAAACUGCCCAGAUGGCUCUGAUGAAUACAAGAAAACAUGCGCUACAUCCUGUGAUGGGAAAUUUAUUUUGAUGGACACCUCUGGGUCUUUCCACUCUAUUCAUUAUCCAAAGCCCUAUAUUUCAAAUUUGGUUUGUCGAUGGAUUAUACAUGUAAACCAAGGUCUGUCAAUCAAAAUAAACUUCACUGCUUUUGAUACACAGCAAUAUGUGGAUACACUAAACAUUUAUGAAGGCCUAGGUCCAGGAAAGAUUUUACGAGCUUCCCUUUGGGGUUCUAAUCCUGGUACAAUUCACAUUUUUUCAAAUAAAGCCACUGUAGAAUUUGCUACAGAUUAUUCUGAAAAUUACAUUGGUUUUAAUGCAACAUAUACUGCGUUUAAUACAAGUGAGCUAAACAAUGAUCAGAAAAUUGACUGCAGUUUUGAAGAUGGCUUUUGUUACUGGGUUCAAGAUUUAAAUGAUGAUGAUGAAUGGGAACGAAUAAACGGGCCCACCUUUCCUAUUACAUCUGGCCCUGAUUUUGAUCAUACAACUGGCAAUCUCUCUGGGUAUUAUAUUUCAACACCAAGGGUACCUGGAGCUAGAACAGUGCGAGUUCGACUUCUAAGUUUACCUUUAGUCCCUGCUUCAGAUAUGUUCUGCCUAAUUUUCUGGUAUCACAUGUUUGGUGCUAAUGUUUAUCGUUUGAGCAUUAACAUCACAUAUGAGCAUGACACUGAAAAGACAGUUUUCCAAAAAGAAGGAAAUUAUGGAAACAACUGGAACUAUGGACAAAUACUUCUAAAUGAAACUUCUAAUUUUAAAGUUGCUUUUGAUGCCAUUAAAAGACCAGGGUGGGAUGAUGUUGCCAUUGAUGACAUAGGAUUAACAAAUGGACUCUGCACAGAAAGUCCUUAUCCAGAACCUACUCACAUCCCCACAGUACCGACAACCCCUUUUCUACCCACUGACUGUGGUGGGCCUUUUGAUCUGUGGGAGCCAAACACUACAUUUACUUCAAUGAACUACCCCAACAAAUACCCCAACCUAGCUACUUGUGUGUGGUAUUUAAAUGCUGAAAGGGGGAGAAACAUACAGCUUCAUUUCCAAUAUUUUGAUCUGGAAAAUAUUGAUGAUGUUGUAGAAAUCAGAGAUAGUGGAGGAGCAGAGUCUUUAUUUUUGGCUGUAUAUACAGGAAAAUCUCCAGUGCCAGAUAUAUUCUCCACAACUCACCAGAUGACUGUGCUCUUCAUUACUGACAAGGCUGGAACUAAGAAUGGAUUUGUAGCCAACUUCUCCACUGGCUACCAUCUAGGUGUGGCAGAUUCAUGUGCACCUAAAUAUUAUCAGUGCGGAAGUGGGGAAUGCAUACCAUUGGUUUACCUUUGCGACCAAACCCAGCACUGUAAAGAUAAGUCUGAUGAAGCAGACUGUGUGCACUUACUUAAUGGUUCUCUGAUCCUCAAUGGAGUGGUUCAAUUCAAGAUUGAGAAUAACUGGUAUAUAGCUUGUGCAGACUCUUGGACUGAAGAAUUAUCAAGUAGUACCUGCCAUUGGUUGGGGUUCGGAACUAUGAAUACAUCGUCUCCUUUACAGUUUGAUGGAAAUGGGCCCUUUGUAAAUGUUACAAAGGCAAUCAACAACAGCUUGAUAUUAACACCAACGAAACUGUGUCUUAAUAAUUUGGUGAUUCAUCUGCAGUGUAAUGAUAAACCAUGUGGGAAAAGGCUGGUUAGUCAGAAGAGUGGUACAAAGAUUGUUGGUGGUACCAAUGCUCGUGAAGGUGCUUGGCCUUGGAUGGUGUCAUUACACUUCAAUUCCAGACCAAUAUGUGGAGCGUCACUUGUCAGCAAUGAAUGGCUGGUCACAGCAGCACACUGUGUAUAUGGGAGGAAUGUAGCAUUAUCUCAAUGGAAAGCAUUACUUGGUUUGCAUUCCACCAUGAAUCUGUCAUAUCCUCAAACAGUCAUGCAAGAGAUUGAUCAAAUCAUCAUAAAUCCCCAUUACAACAAGCGAACAAAAGACAGUGACAUUGCUUUGAUGCAUCUUAAGUUCCACAUCAAUUACACAGAUUAUAUUCAGCCCAUUUGCUUUCCAGAAAAAAAUAAACAAUAUUUGCCAGGAACUAAUUGUUCUAUUGCUGGUUGGGGAAGGACCAUCAAUCAAGCAGGUUCAGUUGCAAGUAUCCUACAGGAAGCUGAAGUCCCUCUUAUAACACACAAAAAAUGCCAGCAACAGAUGCCAGAAUACAAUAUUACUGAAAAUAUGAUGUGUGCUGGGUAUGAUCAAGGAGGAAUUGAUUCCUGUCAGGGAGAUUCUGGUGGGCCCUUGAUGUGUCCAGAGAAUGAAAAGUGGUUUCUGGCUGGUGUGACAUCCUUUGGCUACCAGUGUGCUCUGCCUCAUCGCCCUGGUGUGUAUGUAAAGGUUUCACAAUUUGUUGACUGGAUGAAAAAGAUCAUUCGUUAGCAUUUUUUAAUGAUAAAUUCACAUAAAUUCAAGGCAAGAAGGCAUACCAUUUAAACAGGA
Messenger RNA from Gekko japonicus, 3221 nucleotides. RefSeq names its product transmembrane protease, serine 15 (gene TMPRSS15). The annotation marks the transcript as partial. Gene Ontology annotation, cellular component: membrane. Gene Ontology annotation, molecular function: serine-type endopeptidase activity; protein binding. Gene Ontology annotation, biological process: acrosome reaction; proteolysis. NCBI's taxonomy places the organism in Eukaryota, Metazoa, Chordata, Lepidosauria, Squamata, Gekkonidae. The transcript is spliced from 28 exons. The record is from RefSeq and is a predicted model, not a curated record.